Molecule: messenger RNA, 1866 nt
Organism: Effrenium voratum
Lineage: Eukaryota; Dinophyceae; Suessiales; Symbiodiniaceae
Source: the annotation of a GenBank genome assembly
CGUCCCACCAUGCAAUGGUGCGACUGUGUGCCUUGGUGGCCUCGGCAAUUGCCGCCGGCUCUUACGCGCAGAUCGCUGAUGCCGAUGCAAGCUGUUUCAGCUGGUGGGUCAGGCACUGCCGCUGGAAGCAAGCGCCAGUGGAAGGCCUCAGCAGCGAAGAGGACAGCGCCUGCAGCGCCAGUGGCGAGCCCAUCCCGCCAGAGCCAGGCGCCAGCUGGGCCAGGGUCCUGGAGCAGAUGACCAGGUGCAUUACCGGCUUCUACGAAGGUCGCUAUGUGGAGGUCCGUUGGGACCCAGCAGACUUCUGGCACUAUUGGAAGAUGCCGGGGGACAUGCAGAUCCCGGCCAGGUUUGGGCUAUGCAUCCCCAAGGGCCGGUGCAAGGAGUGGGCGGUGAAGUGGCUGCUGGCACCUUUGCUGUGGGUCUACAAGCACAACGAUGGCCCUGACAAGGUGAAUCACCACGAAGUCUUUCACCGCGCGGAGCUUCUGGCGAGAUCGACGCGGCCACCCGGCCGGCCCACCCUGGUGCAGGGCACGCUGCACAAGGAGCAGAUCUACGACCGGGCGAUGCGGGAGCUGGAGCAGGCGGUGGACCGCACUUCGAAGACCAGCGGGUUGCUGUGCAUCGUGGGCCACCUGCGGAGCUUCGGGGAGGAGGUGGUGCAUCAAAGUCUCCGGAAGAAUGUCAUCGACGCGCUGGGCUUCUCAGAGCAGCGCACGGUGCUGGUGACCGAGUUCGGGCGCCACACGCCGCAAGAGGAGCAGAGCCAGAACCCCUGGCGCAGCUGGGCGGAGAUGGCGCCGGCGCUGGAAGCUGUGGCGCCCGAUGUGGUCGUGAACGUGCCUGUGCAGGUGGAAGGACAUCCGCCGGGCCGCCGCUGCCACGCCAAGUACCCCAUGGCAUGCAAUGCCCAGUGGCGGCGCCUGGAGCUGUGCCAAGAGCAGCUGCUGAGCUUUGAGCUGCAACGUGGAGCGCCAGUGGACUGGGUGGUGCGAUUGCGCACAGACAUGAUCUUCAGCAUUGCUUUGGGUGACAUUCGCACCUUCGACCCUGAGCGUGUGCACUUGCCAGUGGGCAGCUGGACGGAUGCCCACGAUACUUUUGCCAUCAUUCCUCGUCGGUAUGCUGAUGUAUACUUCGGUACGCGGCACUAUGCGGGCACAGACUUCUGCUGGGUCUCGCCCAGAAAGGACAUCAGGUCGGAUGAUUGCUGCCACCGGCUGAAGCUCCAGCUCCUGAAGCACCAGGUCCCAGUGCAGCGCUUCGCGCUGCUCUGGCAGCCCUGGGAGAUAGUUGACCGCUACAUCGUGCGUCCGAACACCUGGAACGGCUCCAAGCUCUAUGCGCUGAGCUAGCAACUUUCUCAGCUGGACCAAGCUGAAGGCAGCAAUCGAGCGGUCACCGUGUUGCAGAGGCAGCGUUCUGCGGAGGAUGGACGAGCGGCGGCGUCGGCAGCAGGUGAACAUGAUCAUCAGGGGCGUUGGCCGGAGCGCGUGCCAUGGGAACAGGAUGGUGGCGUUGCGUCGGAUUGCAAAACCUGCAGCUGCACAAGCGCCGUGACGUUGGCAAAGCGCAGGCUGAGCGGUUUCCGGUCUUGGCCAUGCUGCAGGGCAAGCGUCUUGACGUAGGCCUCCACCUGCAAUGCCCAUGGCCAGAGCGGCCCUGCCCACAGGCAUGGUGUGGCUUGCCUGGGGUUUGCCACCGGGCGGGGUCAUUUUUUUGCGCAAAUUCGCGGCAGCGGAAGGCAGUCAUACUCACGCUCUGACAUUUAACCUGUGACCACUUGGUGCUGCGCUGACGGGACUUUGCUUCAUGCCGGGCGGAGAAUGGUCAGCAAUUCAGCAGAAGUUUGCACGGCCAGCU